This is a messenger RNA of Aethalodelphis obliquidens (Pacific white-sided dolphin), 2097 nucleotides long. RefSeq names its product guanylate binding protein 5 (gene GBP5). The transcript is spliced from 11 exons. The record is from RefSeq and is a predicted model, not a curated record. NCBI's taxonomy places the organism in Eukaryota, Metazoa, Chordata, Mammalia, Artiodactyla, Delphinidae. The coding region runs from base 267 to 2027 and encodes 586 amino acids. Gene Ontology annotation, molecular function: GTP binding; GTPase activity.
GAUUCAGUUUCCUGCAGCGACAUUUCAAAAACCCCUUCCACUUUCAGUUGUUUCAUACUGUAAUCCUCCGCCCUCUGGUAGAGUGGAGUGGAAAGAAAAGAAAUCUCCAGGACUGGGUAAGAAAAAAGUAUAUCAGAAACCAACACAGCUAACCUGAGGGACAGAUUUAGAACUCUUGCCAAUUUCUCAUUGAAGCACCUUUCUUACCAGCUCUAAAAGAUCUCUGCUACUGAUUUCACCGUUAAGGUCAGGUGACCCCCCUGAACAUGGCCCCAGUGGUUCACAUGCCAGAACCCUUGUGCCUCAUUGAGAACAUUAAUGGGCUACUGUUGGUUAAUCCGAAAGCUCUGAAGACCCUGUCUGCCAUUCAGCAGCCCGUUGUGGUGGUGGCUACCGUGGGCCUCUACCGCACCGGCAAAUCCUACCUGAUGAACAAGCUGGCUGGGAAGAACAAGGGUUUCUCUGUUGGAUCCACGGUGCAGUCUCACACCAAGGGCAUCUGGAUGUGGUGUGUGCCUCACCCUGAGAAGCCAAACCACAUCCUGGUUCUUCUUGACACGGAGGGACUUGGAGACAUAGAGAAGGGUGACAAGAAGAGUGACACCCAGAUAUUUGUACUGGCACUACUACUGAGUAGUACCUUUGUAUAUAAUACUAUGAACACAAUUGACCAGAGGGCUAUCGACCUCUUGCACUAUGUGACAGAACUGUCAAAUCUGCUCAGAACAGUUACCUCACCUGAUCUUGAUGGGGAAGACAAUGCAGCUGACUUUAUGAGCGUCUGUCCAGACUUAGUGUGGACUGUGAGAGAUUUCCACCUUGACCUGGAAGCAAAUGGGCGACCCAUCACAGCAGAUGAGUACCUGGAGAAUUCGUUGAGGCCAAAGCAGGGCACCGAUCAACAUCUUCAAAAUUUUAAUUUGCCCCGUCUGUGUAUACAGAAAUUCUUUCCAAUAAAGAAAUGCUUUAUUUUUGACUUGCCCACUCAUCGGAAGAAGCUUGCCCAGCUUGAGACACUGCAUAAUGAUGACCUGGAUCCUGAAUUUGUACAGCAAGUGGCAGAUUUCUGUUCCUACGUCUUCAGCCAUUCCAAGACUAAAACUCUUUCAGGAGGCAUCAAGGUCAAUGGAUCUCGUCUAGAGAGCCUGGUAUGGACCUAUGUCAAUGCCAUCAACAAUGGGGAUCUGCCCUGCAUGGAGAACGAAGUCCUGGCCUUGGCCCAGAUUAAGAACUCAGCCGCAGUGCAAAAGGCCAUUGCCCACUAUGACCAGCAGAUGGGCCAGAAGCUGCAGCUGCCCACGGAAACCCUCCAGGAGCUGCUGGACCUGCACAGGGUCAGUGAGAAAGGGGCUAUGGAAGUCUUCAUGAAGAACUCUUUCGAGGAUAUAGACCAAGGGUUCCAGGAAAAAUUAGAGACCCUGCUAGAAGCCAAGCAGAAUGACUUUUGUAAAAGGAAUUUGGAGGCUUCACUGAAUCGCUGUUCAGCUUUACUUCAGGAUAUUUUUUGUCCUCUAGAAGAAGAUGUGAAGCAAGGGAUUUAUUCAAAACCUGGGGGGCAUCGUCUCUUCCUUCAGAAGAGAGAAGAGCUGAAGGCAAAGUACUAUCAGGUGCCCAGGAAAGGAAUACAGGCUGAGGAAGCUCUGCAGAAAUAUUUACAGUCCAAGGAGUCUGUGAGUGAUACCAUUUGGCAGACAGAUCUGGUUCUCACAGCAAGGGAAAAGGAGAUGGAAGUGGCACGUGUGAAAGCAGAGUUUAUGAAGGCUGAAAAAGAAAGGUUGGGGGCAAUUCUAAUGCAGCACCAGCAAAUGAUGGAGCGGAGGGAGAGACUCCAUUGGGAACAAGUGAGACAAAUGGAGAUAAAAAGAUUGUACCAACAGGCCCUGCAACAGAGGGACCAAGAACGUCGGCUCAAGGAGGAGGCUGAAAAGCUCAAGGAGAGCUUCCAAGCUGAGAGCAGAAAACUUCAGGAUGAGAUCCAGCAUCUCCAGAGGAAUGACUCACCAGAUGAUACAUGUAUCUUACUCUAAAGAACUAAACACUAGAACUUCAUUUUCUUCUUCACUUUCACUGAAGACACAAAGGAACAAGAAACUAUAG